Messenger RNA from Aureococcus anophagefferens, 1581 nucleotides. RefSeq lists its product as hypothetical. The transcript is spliced from 4 exons. Gene Ontology annotation, molecular function: mRNA binding; structural constituent of ribosome. The record is from RefSeq and is a predicted model, not a curated record. Gene Ontology annotation, biological process: translation. Lineage: Eukaryota; Pelagophyceae; Pelagomonadales; Pelagomonadaceae. The coding region runs from base 51 to 1196 and encodes 381 amino acids.
AUUAUGCAAGACCACCCGCGGCAGCUACUGUGGACGCGGCUAACGCAGACAUGACCGAGGCAGGUGUGGAAAAUUGGGAGACCAAAUAUCGGGUUUUAACUCCGGUGACACUUGACAGCAAGAAUGAGGAGUACACACGAUUCGACAAGUACAAGUCCAAAUAUAUGGGGCGAUAUAAUAGCGUGGACCAAUCCAAGACAGACAUGAGUUACGCUGAAUUUGGGGCAUUGGUGACAGCACAAGAAUACUCUUUCAAGAACGGCGACAUCUUGACUGGCACGGUUGUGCAAUAUGAUGGUCCACAGAAGGCCAUGGUGGAGGUCGGUGCGAAGACAGCGGCCGUAUUGCCGCUGCGUGAGGCAACGAUUGCACCAUUGGGCGAUGGCGAAACGAUCGCAACCUUUGUAGAUGUUGGUGAACAGUAUGAGUUUCAGAUCGUAUCGGAUUCCCGUGAUGACGGGCAAGUGACCGUUUCUAUCAAGAAGAUCAUGUAUGCCAAGGCAUGGGAAACACUCUCAGAGUGGUAUGCAGAAGACCCUGUCUUUGAGGCAGAGAUCGUCCAGGUGAAUCGCGGAGGGGCAAUUGUUCUUGUCGAGGGGCUUCGCGCCUUUCUUCCUGGCUCCCACAUCAUGGGCAGUGGUGGUGCCUCCGAGGCUAUGAUUGGUAAAAAGAUCCCACUAAAGUUCCUCGAAGUGAACCAGGAAGCCAACAAGCUUGUCGUCAGUAAUCGCCGUGCAGUAAUUGAACACUCGAUGGCCUCGAUCAAGCGCGGAGACGUGUACGAUGGUACUGUAACUGCCGUUAAACCGUACGGCGCCUUCGUUGAAAUCAUGGGGAUGUCCGGCCUUCUCCACAUCUCGCAGAUCUCAUACGAUCGCGUCGAAGACCUGGAUGCAACGCUUGCAUGUGGCAUGGCCAUUAAGUGCAUGGUCAUAGACCAUGACAAGGCAGCAGGUCGUAUUGCGCUCUCAACCAAGACCCUUGAACCUGAACCCGGAGAUAUGCUUCGUGACCCGAAUCGCGUAUUUUCUCUCGCAGAGGAGACAGCCGCAAAAUAUCACGCUCGAGUCGAAGCCGAGAAAAUUGCUCGUGAGCAGGCUGCGAAGGAGAUGGUUCUUGGCCUUGGUGACUCACUGGGCUCCCUUGAAAGCGUGCUCGACCCUUCGGAGCCGCAACUUGAUCCUGAUUCCGAGUGAAACUAGCCGGUGCCAAUCGAGCAUCCGUAUUGGUGUAGCAUUGUGUCUAAAUGGCCAGCUUCGUUCAGCCAGCUUCGAACAAGUAAAAGUAAGAGGAUUGCGAUGUUGCUUUCGCUAGCCACAAGAUUCAUGUUUAUUCGAGACACACAACAUCGAUUCGAGACACACAACAUCUUCCGGUCGGCAGUGCAGGCAGGUCGGGCACCCCACCACUACUAGCGGCCACUACCCGGGGUAUCGGGGGCAGCGUGCCCGUGGGCCAUGGCCUAAAAAAAAAAUAAGCUACUACCUCCGAGGUAUCCUAAUCGCGAUAAACAGCCACCUGCUACCAUGAUGAACGGCGGCUAUCGCCCUCAGAACGCGAGUGUAAUUAUAGUGCGCUUGG